Xiphophorus couchianus (Monterrey platyfish) is the source of this 800-nucleotide messenger RNA. RefSeq lists its product as uncharacterized. The transcript has 5 exons. Bases 21 to 692 code for a protein of 223 amino acids. The record is from RefSeq and is a predicted model, not a curated record. Lineage: Eukaryota; Metazoa; Chordata; Actinopteri; Cyprinodontiformes; Poeciliidae.
CACCGACUGUGUUCACCACCAUGAGCUGCACCUUCACACUGGCUUUACUCUCCUCAUUCAGUUGGAUCUGUGUGUCAGGUUUUCGGUUUCACACGGCGGUGGCACAGCCUGGUGAAGAAGUCACACUGCGGUGCUCCAACAUGAGCACUUAUCGCUCUCAGGUGUUCUGGUUCAAGCUGGACGACGGACCCCUCGGCUGCAUCUCGGCGAUGCUGAACGCCGAAUCCGCCCUGACGUCCUACGAUCCGUUUCAGCCGGACAAAUUCGCGAUGACGUCCGACUCCACAAACGUCUCCCUGCGCAUCCGACCGCUGGACGCCAACGACUCUGGGUUGUAUUUCUGCGGAUACUAUUUCGAUGCGUUUCCUGCCGUUUUCACUGCAACAUAUUUAAAGGUUGAAGGAGUAUCAGUCGAUUCUUCUGAGGAACCUGAUGGACCAGAACAUCUGCUGAACUGGAUCCUGGGUGGCAUCGUCAUAUUUCUUAUAAUUGUCAUUGUUGGUUUUAUUGUGAAAAUCAGGAUCUUGUAUGCAGACAGAAAGACUUUACAACAUCAGGAGAAUUUGGACUCUCACAUCAUGAACUACGCAGCGCUGAGCUUCCCUCCAAAAACCAAGAGCAACAGAAGCCCUGUAGCAGAAAGAGAUCUGGGGACAAAUGUCCUGUAUGCUGCUACAAGACAGACUCACUAGCAGUGAUGAGCUCAAAAUCUCUAAAUCCUGACAAUGUCGAUGCUUUAAUGUUCAUCUGAGUAUUUAUUUAAUUUUCCUAGUUGAAAUAAAGUUUUACUUUAACGUCUA